This is a messenger RNA of Boleophthalmus pectinirostris (great blue-spotted mudskipper), 792 nucleotides long. Its product is annotated as deleted in malignant brain tumors 1 protein-like. Gene Ontology annotation, cellular component: membrane. NCBI's taxonomy places the organism in Eukaryota, Metazoa, Chordata, Actinopteri, Gobiiformes, Gobiidae. The transcript has 4 exons. The coding region runs from base 1 to 792 and encodes 263 amino acids. The record is from RefSeq and is a predicted model, not a curated record.
AUGAGCAGAAGCAUCGUCAAGUUACGGAGUGCGGCGCACGAGCGCCCCCUACUGACCAACGCCACUGAUCGAUUUACCACAGAUAUAAAUCUACACUACAACCAUGAUGUCACACAUGUGUGUGUCCUAUUGGUUCAGAGUGAUGAUGUCACACAUGUGUGUGUCCUAUUGGUUCAGAGUGAUGAUGUCACACAUGUGUGUGUCCUAUUGGUUCAGAGUGAUGAUGUCACACAUGUGUGUGUCCUAUUGGUUCAGAGUGAUGAUGUCACACAUGUGUGUGUCCUAUUGGUUCAGAGUGAUGAUGUCACACAUGUGUGCGUCCUAUUGGUUCAGAGUGAUGAUGAUGUCACAUGUGUGUCCACAGAGUCGGUGCGGUUGGUCUCGGGGUCCGGUCUGUGUUCAGGAUCAGUGCAGAUCUGGGACGGGUCCUGGACCGGGGUCUGUGACGGGGACUUGGACCAGCGGGGGGCAGAGGUGCUGUGCAGGGAGCUGGACUGUGGGGCUCCUUCUCUCCUCCAGGGGGCGCUCUCUCCUCUGGGGCAGACGUUCCACUGUGAGGGACAUGAGUCUGCUCUGAUGGACUGUCCCCGCUCCAACUCAAGGACCUGCUCCUCUGGAGCCACUGUCAACCUCACCUGCUCAGAGCUGCUCAGGUUGGUGGGAGGAGCCAGUCGUUGUGCUGGGACUGUGGAGGUGAAACACAGAGGAGAGUGGAGACGACUGGAGGUUUUUGGACGCUGGGAGCAGGAUCACACAUCUGCAGUGUGCAGAGACCUGGACUGUCUCACCUGA